This is a messenger RNA of Malassezia restricta, 1017 nucleotides long. RefSeq names its product casein kinase II subunit alpha. Gene Ontology annotation, biological process: regulation of transcription by RNA polymerase III; regulation of transcription by RNA polymerase I; protein phosphorylation. Lineage: Eukaryota; Fungi; Basidiomycota; Malasseziomycetes; Malasseziales; Malasseziaceae. The transcript has a single exon. The coding region runs from base 1 to 1017 and encodes 338 amino acids. Gene Ontology annotation, cellular component: cytosol; nucleus; protein kinase CK2 complex. Gene Ontology annotation, molecular function: protein serine/threonine kinase activity; ATP binding. The record is from RefSeq and is a predicted model, not a curated record.
AUGGCAAGUAUGAGCGUAUCCCGGGUAUACGCGGAUGCGAAUGAGUCUCGAGGUCGAGAGUGGUGGGACUACGACAACCUUGCCCUGCAGUGGGGAACGCAGGAUCACUUCGAAAUCUUGCAAAAGGUUGGUCGCGGGAAGUACUCCGAAGUGUUUGAGGGCGUUAACAUGUCCACAUCCACGUACGAUAAGUGCAUUAUCAAGGUGUUAAAGCCAGUGAAAAAGAAGAAGAUCAAGCGAGAGAUCAAAAUUCUCCAAAAUCUGAUGGGCGGACCUAACGUCGUCCAGCUAAUUGACGUGGUACGCGAUCCUCAGUCCAAGACACCGUCUAUUAUCACGGAAUAUAUCGAUAAUACCGACUUUAAAGUUUUGUACCCCACAUUCUCCGACUAUGACGUGCGCUACUAUAUUUUCGAGCUGCUCAAGGCACUCGACUUUUGUCACUCACGGGGCAUAAUGCACCGCGAUGUCAAGCCACACAAUGUCAUGAUUGAUCAUGAAAAGCGCAAGCUGCGUUUGAUUGACUGGGGUUUGGCUGAGUUUUAUCAUCCUCACACAGAAUACAAUGUGCGCGUUGCCUCGCGGUACUUCAAGGGCCCAGAACUGCUCGUUGAUUUUCAGGAGUAUGAUUACUCGCUAGAUAUGUGGAGCCUGGGAUGUAUGUUUGCUUCAAUGAUUUUCCGCAAGGAGCCAUUCUUCCAUGGCCAUGACAAUUACGACCAGCUAGUGAAAAUAUGCAAGGUGCUGGGUACAGAUGAUUUCCAGGUGUAUUUGGACAAGUACAAAAUUGAGCUGGACUCGCAUUACGAUGUAAUUCUUGGACGCUACCCGCGCAAGCCAUGGUCUCGUUUUGUCACACCGGAGAACCAACAUUUUGUGUCCGACGAAGCCAUCGACUUUCUCGAUAAGCUGCUUCGCUAUGAUCAUCAGGAGCGCCUGACUGCACAAGAGGCACAGAACCAUCCUUACUUUGAUCCAGUCCGUGCGCUGCUGAUGGAAAAGCGCCCUGACAUGUAA